Molecule: messenger RNA, 8219 nt
Organism: Leptopilina boulardi
Lineage: Eukaryota; Metazoa; Arthropoda; Insecta; Hymenoptera; Figitidae
Gene: ptc
Product: protein patched
Exons: 10
Coding region: 1064-5062 (1332 amino acids)
Biological process (GO): smoothened signaling pathway
Cellular component (GO): plasma membrane
Molecular function (GO): smoothened binding; hedgehog family protein binding; hedgehog receptor activity
Source: RefSeq, a predicted model, not a curated record
ACUGGGAACGGUGGUGGUCGUGUAAGUUUAAAUAUACGCGUAUAACUCAUAAGAGCCGGGUGUUGUUUUUACCUGAUGAUGAUAAUGAUAAUAAUAGGACGAGAAAUUUAAAAAAAAAACGCCAAUACCAAAAAAAUUUUAAAAAAAAAAGUUUUCUAAAUUCCGUGUUUGUGUGUGUGUUUUUGGUAGUAACAAGAUUUGUCAAAAAUUUAGCUUUUUUAAUUUUUUACAAUAAUGUAAAUCAUAAAACACAUCUUUUCUUCAUGAAGAAGAGAGAAUUUUUGUGUUUUUCUUUCUCGGCAUCAUCGUUGAAAACAGAUCAACUGCGGUCCACCGCCUACACACAUAUAUACAUAUAUCGUGUGUGUAACCGGAUGCCAUCGGCGGACCCAAACGUCGUAGACGCGUUGUUGCUCUCUCUCAUCUCACCGAUUUUUCUUUUAUAACCAAUAAAGAAGAAAAGUUUUUCUUUUUUCUCCCCCCCCCCCAAAAAAAAAACCCCGUUUUUAUUCAUCACAGCCUCCUUGGAUUAUCGAGGCUAUUAAUUCCCUCCCCACUCCUUUAAUAUUGGCACACAAGACAAGUUGUGAAAAAAAAUUUUGUUUUUCAAAAAAAAAGAGCGCAAUUUUCGCGCCAAUAGUAGUGUGCCGUGUAGUGCAUGCCGGGAAGAAUAGUGUCCAAUCAUCAUGAGCCAAGUUUUUUCGUGCGAAUUACAAAACUUAAUCAAGUGAUAAUAUUUUUCUUUCUUUCAUUCAUUUUUUUGUGGGUGUUUACAUGAAAUUUAAGUGUAAGGGAGUGAGAGUGGUGUGGGUCAAUUAUUGUGGCCGAAGACCAUUUUACGGGUCCUGGAUUACGAGGUGAUUUUUUUCGAUCAGAAGAAGAAAAAGUUUUUUUUUUUUGUUUUUUUUUUAUGAGGAAAAAGUUGACAAUAAAAUAGUUGCAGCAAAUUUUUUCUAAAAAAAAAAAAUUGUGGGGGAAAAUAAUUCCCCACUAGGAAUUAAAAAAAAAAAGAAAAAUCAAAAAUAUUGAUAAUACGCCGCUCGGGGCAGAUGCAUGACGGAUCAUGACCGCUGCGUCCGGUCCAACAGGGAUCCUAGCGGGACGCCCUUCUGUUUGUCAGAGCCAGUCGCAAAAUGCAACUGACAACACUAAGACCAAUAAUAACAACAACAAUAAUAACAUUAACAACAAGCAAUUGGCAAUUCUUAAAAGUGAUGAAAUCAGACAUAACUCGGAUCUUUAUAUCAGGACAAGUUGGACAGAUGCAAAAAUUGCCUUGGAUCAACUUGAGAAGGGCAAAGCGGAAGGUGAAAAAUCGAAAAUAUGGUUCCGGGCCUACUUUCAAAAGGAGCUGAGUCAGCUGGGUAGGUUUGAGCAUAAGCAUGCGGGCAAGGUCAUUUUCGUCGCGAUUGUGGCGCUGACAGUUUUCUUUGUGGGCAUUAAAUCCAGCCAGAUUCAUCACAAGGUCGAACAACUAUGGAUACCACAGGGUGGAAGAUUGGAGAAGGAAAUGUUGUAUGCGGCCGAAACUCUCGGAGAAGCGACAACAUCGACACAACAGCUGGUUAUUCAAACGCCCCGGGUGCCAGGGGCAAAUGUUUUACAACCUGCGGCCCUGUUAGAACACUUAGAGGUGCUCAAAGUGGCGACACAAGUCACAGUCGACUUAUACGAAAUAACGUGGAGGCUGACUGACUUUUGUUACGCCCCAAGUAUACCAAGCUUUGAAGAACAUUUCGUCGACGAGAUUUUCGAUCGAAUUGUACCCUGUUCGAUAAUUACACCUCUUGACUGUUUUUGGGAAGGAAGCAAACUUUUGGGACCUACUCAUCCAGUUACAAUAGGAUUUCCAACGACAAAUGUUCUUAAAUGGACACACUUGAAUCCAACACGUCUGCUCAAGGAGAUCAAAAAAAUGAAUGUAGUUUUCGAUUUCGAUACAUUGGAAAUCUAUAUGAAGAGGGCGGGCAUCACGUAUGGAUAUCAAGAGAAACCAUGUUUGAAUCCAGAGGACAGCGAUUGUCCUCAUUCGGCGCCAAAUAAACAAACAAAAUUGCCUCCGGAUAUUGGAACGGAAUUGACUGGCGGUUGUUAUGGAUUUGCAGCGAAGCACAUGCACUGGCCAGAGGAAUUGGUCGUAGGUGGAGCAAAACACAAUAGAACGGGUCACAUCAUCAAGGCGGAGGCUUUGCAAACUGUUGUUCAAUUAAUGGGCGAACGAGAAUUCUACGACUAUAUGAAUAAUCAUGCAAGAGUUCGUCUCAUUGACUGGUCACAGGAGAAGGCAACAAAAAUCCUCGAAACUUGGCAAAGGGCUUUCAGUCGUGAAGUUCAACAACGUUUUGAUCUUAAUAUCACCGAGGACUAUAAUCACUAUGCCUUUAGCACAAUCACACUCAAUGAUAUCCUUAAAAAAUACAGCGAAGUCAAUUACAGCGCCGUUAUUAUUGGUGGUGCAAUUAUUUUCCUAUAUGUUGGAGUAGUCCUCUAUCGUCGCGGUGAUCCAGUACGUUCACAAUCGGGUAUUGGAAUUGGUGGCGUAAUUCUUGUGUACGCUGCCGAAGCAUCGGGAUUGGGUUUUUGUGCCAUUAUUGGAACACCCUUUAAUGCAGUGACAACAAAAACAUUACCAUUUCUCAAUGUUGUAUUGGCUGUCUCGGAUAUUUUCCUUCUGACACAUACCUACAGUGAAUUAUCAAUGAACGGCGUUCAUCGCAGUGAACAAACGGGUGUUAUUUUAAAACGUACUGGACUUGCUGUUUUUCUCACUCGACUUUGUUCGGGUGUUGCAUUCUUUUCAUCAUGGUUGAUACCAAUACCAGCGUUAAGGAUUUUUGCACUUCAGGGGGGAAUUUUAAAUCUUUUUGGGCUUGCGGCAAUAAUGCUAAUAUUUCCAGCGAUGAUGAGUCUCGAUUUACGACGUCGACGUUCGGGACGUUCGGAUAUAUUUUGCUGUUGUGUACCAUCGGUGUCGACGGAAAUAAAAAUUCACAAUAAUAAACUAUUAAAUAAUGUGAAGGCAAAACAGGCUGUGACACGAGCAAUACCACCAGAGAGACGUGAGACUUGUACGCAAAUUUUAACAACUGAUAAUCAACAAAAUGAAUAUUGGAUCGGUGGUAAUGUGAUUGAUGAUGAUAAAUGUUCUGAGGAGGAUAGAUUGACAGGAUGCUCACAGGAUAAUUGUCUAAGGUUCUCGUUAACGUGUUGGGUGAGAGAGAUUUAUGCGCCAUUUUUAACAAAACCAAUAACAAAAGUAGUGGGAAUGGUGCUUUUGGGUUUAAUUCUUACAGUUAGUCUUUGGCAAGCAACGCGUGUUAAAGAUGGUUUAGAUUUAGCUGAUAUUGCACCGCAAAAUUCUGAUGAACACGCAUUUCUCACUGCUCAGACAAAACAUUUUGGUUUCUAUAGUAUGUUCGCUGUGACUGGCGGUGAUAUUGAAUAUCCAUAUAAACAAAAAUUACUACAAGACUAUCAUGAUGCAUUUAUGAGAGUUAAGAAUAUUAUUAAAAAUGACAAUGGUGGACUACCGGAUUUUUGGUUAAGUCUUUUUAGAAAAUGGCUACAAGGAUUGCAAACGGCUUUCGAUAAGGAUUAUAAAAAGGGAUUAGUGAAUGCCGAGGGUUGGCAGAAGAAUGCAACGCACGAUACAAUAAUGGCCUAUAAACUACUUGUUCAAACUGGUCAUGUUGAUAAUCCAAUUGAUAAAUCGUUGAUAAAUCAAGUGCGACUUGUUAAUUCCGAGGGUAUUAUUAAUCCAAGGGGAUUUUAUAAUUAUUUGAGUGCAUGGGCAUCGAAUGAUGCACUUGCUUAUGGUGCUUCACAGGCAAAUAUUCGACCAAUGCCAAAAGAAUGGUUCUUCAGUAUUGAUCAUGAAUUGAAAAUUGAAAAAAGUUCACCAAUUGUUUAUGCGCAAAUGCCAUUUUAUUUACAUAAACUCACGGACACUGUUCAAAUAACACAAAUGAUACAUAGUGUGAGAAAAAUUUCCAAACGAUUUGAAGAACGUGGAUUGCCAAAUUUUCCCUCGGGAAUACCAUUUUUAUUUUGGGAACAAUAUAUGGAUUUACGAACAUGUUUAGCUUAUGCAUUAGGUGCAGCAUUAUUUGUCAUUACAAUAAUCACUUCAAUUCUUCUAAUGAAUCUUUGGGCUGUUUUACUUGUACAAUUUUAUCUCGCUGGAGUUGUUAUACAACUUCUUGGUAUAAUGGGAUUAUUUAAUAUUAAUCUCAGUGCCGUUCCAGCAGUUCUUCUUAUAGUGAGUGUGGGAAUAUCAAUUCCUUUUGUUAUUCAUUUUUGUUUGGCAUUUGUAACGACAAUCGGUGGUCGUGAUCGACGAACAAAACUUGCAUUAGAAUAUUCAUUUGCUCCUGUAUUACAUGGCGGAAUGACGACACUAUUGUCUGUAAUGAUGUUGGCAUUUUCGGAAUUUGAUUUUGUUGUACGUUAUUUCUUUUUGAUAUUAUUUUGCGCUGUUAUUGUUGGUAUGGUGAAUGGUUUCUUUUUCUUUCCAAUUUUACUAUCAUUAAUUGGACCAUCGGCGGAAAUAAUUCCAAAUGAACAUCCCGAUAGAAUAUCAACACCAACGCCACCAGCGUCGCCAAUUGUUAGACGAAUAAAAGCACCGCCAGCGCCGCGACGUUCACAUAAAAUUGAUAAUUCACGUGUGCACAAUGAAAAUUCAUUAACAACAAUAACAGAGGAACCAAAUUCAUGGCACAGUACACAGGAGUCGUGUAAUAUUAUUGUUCAACCUGAAGUUAAAGUUGAAACAACAACAACGACAUCAUCCACGUGUAACAAUCAGAACUGUAGCGGAUCUGAUUCAAAUGGAUGUAACACAUCAUCUGGACCAUCAACAUCUCAUAUCACGACUAAAGUCACAGCCACUGCCAACAUCAAAGUCGAACUUCACACCAUAGGUGGAAUUGAUCGUGGGGACAAGUGUCGACACUCAAGUUCCAGCCGAAGGGGCGCUCGCUUUACUACAAAUCUUACUGCGGAGUCUUCCAGCUCGAGUUCCGAGCAGGAUUCUGACUUCAGUUCGAACAACAAACAUUAAAAAUGAUCGGCAGCUACUGCUCAAGUACCACGCAAAGCGAGAACACACAGAAGGCUGAUUAGGUUAGAUUUAAUAAUAUUUUUUUUUAUCACUUUAAGUAAAUUCGACGCAAUUUUUUGCUUGUCGAUAAUUGUUCGACAAGCGAGAAAAAAAGAAAAGAAAAAAAAAAAGAAAAGUAUUAUUCAAGAAAGAAAAUUUCUUUCUUUAUUUCAACAAUAAAAGUUUCUCUUUUAACGAAAAAAAGGAUUUUUUUUAAAGAAAGCUUCAAAAAAAAAAAAUUAUUGAAAUUUUUUUUAGUCAUAAAAAAUGUGCUUUUUAAGAAGAAACAUUUUCUUCAAAACGUAAAAUCCUAUUACUCAAAAAAUAAAGCUUUUAUUUAGAAAAAAAAUCCCUCAAGAAAAAAAGAAGCUCUCUUUAAAUAUUCGAAGCUUUUUUUCUAAAAAAAAGAGAAAAAUAGAAGAAGAAGUGAAAGUCUCUUUUUCAAAAAAAAAAGAAGCUUUAAAAAAAGAGGUUCAAAACAAAAUUGAACAACUUUUGAAAAAAAAAAAUGAAACUAUUUUGUCAGAUAUUUUCUGUAUGUGCGUUUCUCUGUAAAUGAGAAAUUUUUUCUGGAACUAUACUAGAAAAACGUCGUUAUAUAUUCUUCGAUUUUUGGAAGAUGUGAGAUCAGCUGUUCUUGUUAACGGCGGCCAUUUUAAGCGGCACGUGACCAAAAAUUACAAUUUCCCGUGUUCCGUGAUUGUAAUUUUUUUUUUUUUGAAAAUUAACAAAAUUUGCAUUUAAUGUGAAAUAUUUUUUUUUAAACAAAUUGUAUUCAAGUUAUAAACAUAUGUGUGAAAAUUUUAUCUUUAUAUUUUUCCUAGGAAAAAUAUUUUUUUUUGAAAAAUAGAAAAUUUAUGAAAAUCAGAAAAAAUUUGAAUAAUUUUUCACAAAAGGCAUGCUUGUAAAAAUAUGCAAAUGCCAAUUAAUUUUUGUUUUAAAGUAAUAAAUGUAGUAAAAAAAAUUUUUUAUUCUUUAAAACGAAGAAAUUAAAUUUUUUAAUUUUCUUCACAUAAACGUUUACAACUUGAAGUACAUUGUCAAUUUUUGAAAGCCUAUUUUGAACAAAUUUUUUGUAAAAUAAAAGUUCUUGUGUUGUUUUUUUUUUUUUUUUAUUAUUAUUUUUUCUUUUAAUUUUUCCUGUAAAUUUCUGAAUCUUGAAGAAAGAUUUAUGUCAACGAAGACCUUGUGAGGUCGAGAAAUGUAAAUAUAUUUUAGUUUUUAGAAAGAGGUGCGAAACUAGUUAAAAUUUUUGUUACCAAUGGCAGUAUCGAGUUCGUUUUCAAGGACUUCAGAGUAGAAUAGAAUUUGUCUGAAAAAAAAUAAAAUCUCAAACUUAAAACCGUACAGUACUAAAUAUUCUCGAGAAAAAAAAAAUUGCAAAGAAUUUUGUGUUUUCUAAAAAGAACCAAUGAAUUUUUGUUCAUAUUUAAAAAUUAUUUUUCCCUCACUUUCCAAUUUAAUUUAAUUAAAUAAAUCGAUAUUUCAAAAUUUUCAUUUUUUAAAAAAUUCAUAUUUUUAAAAUUAAUAGAAAAUAUUGGUUGAAAAAAAAAUAUUUAUGUCAAUAUUUCGGUUUUAGGGUUGCGUUUUCUUUGGCAAAAAGUACUUGAAAGAUGUUUGUUUUUUUUUUAAAAAUAAAAAUGUGAAACUUGUAUUAUAAAGUGAAAAGGCGUGAAAUAAGAAUUAAAAAGAAAAUAACUAAAGAAAAAUGCCAUUAAGUGACAGGACUACAAAAAAGAAAAUGUAGCACCUUAUUUAUUUUAUGCCAACAAUAAUGAAUGAUUGUGACUCGAGUGAUUGUAAUUUCAAAUAUAUUUAUUAUUUAUUUCAUGAAUUCUCCUCGAUUUUUAAUAAUGUAUUUAAGAAUUUGUAAAUUUGUAUUUAUGUCUGCGUAGAUAAUAUAAUUUUUUUUUUAUAUAUAUAUAUAAAUGAAUUUUAAAGACGAUACUUAAUUUAAUGAAAUAAGUGUCCUUAGGCCGAAUCGUACCUCUAAAUGUAAAAAGUUGUAAUUUUAUAAUUCUUUUUUUUUUUUUUGUUUUUUCGAAAAAAAAUCGACAUUAAUGUUUGUCGUAAGCCGUAGAAGAAGAAGAAAAACUACUUUAUACAAAGUCAUUGUAUACAAAAUUAGUGUCUAAGAGUGGUAUUUAAAAAAAGGGACCACAUCAAAUUUUUGAAAAAUUAAUAAUUACAAUAUAGAUUAUAUUUUAAUCAAAUUAAAUUUUUGUUGUUCCAUUUAUUGAGGCAGUUUUAUCGUUAGAAUUUCUAGUCUUUAAUUUAUCAGUUAAUUUUUCCAUCAAAGAUCAUUUCUUGGCAAAGUUUAAUUAAUUUUUUCAUUUAAAAAACGCAAAAAAAAUUCCGUUUUGUCUAAAAAAAAAAAAAAAAAUUCAAGAAAUGAAAAACCGAAAAAUAGAGAGAAAAAAAAAACAAAUUUCUCUUGACUGAUUAUUAUUAUAUUAGAAAAUUGUCGAAUAUUUAUGAGAAAGACAAAAAAAAAAAAAAACAAGAUUAAUUGUUAUUAUUGUAUAUUGUCUCGAAGUUUUGAAUUUUAAUCUAUUUUAGUUAUAUAAAAUAUUUAUAAAAUUCAUUGUUCGAGAAAAUAAAGAUUUUAGAUAGGAAUUUAAAGCUUUAAAAUCUAUAAAGUAUUUUUGCAAAAUGAAUUUUUCAUUAGGUGAUUCAUUAAUAAUUGCGAUUCAUUUAAAUAUAAAUUUAAAUUAAAAUGAAUUUUUAAAAAAAGUAAAUAUAUAUAUAUAUAUGAAAAUAAAUUUACGAAAUAUGAACAUUUUUAUGAAAUUUAUUAAUAAUGCGAAAUAUGAAUUUUAGUAAAGAAAAAAAUUGAAAAUUGCUUUUUGGAAAUUUGAAGUGGUUCUAAUCAAAGAGCUGUCCUAUGUUAAACUUUAAAACUAUGUAUUAUAGAAACCAGAGAGCGAUUUUUUUUUAAUUCAAGAAGGAAAUAGUCAAUAUCUACCUUCACUAAGCCGGUUAAGUUGCACCAUGACUUAAUAUUUUAAUUAAUUCAAUAUGGAAGGUAAUUAUUUUUACGAAUCGAUGAUACGGAGAGUUAAUAAUUGUAUAAUGCAUUCAAAUUUUUUUUGUACAUAAAUAUAUCGACAUUGUAAUA